Molecule: messenger RNA, 2739 nt
Organism: Brassica rapa (field mustard)
Lineage: Eukaryota; Viridiplantae; Streptophyta; Magnoliopsida; Brassicales; Brassicaceae
Product: U-box domain-containing protein 33
Biological process (GO): protein ubiquitination; protein phosphorylation
Molecular function (GO): ubiquitin-protein transferase activity; protein kinase activity; ATP binding
Source: RefSeq, a predicted model, not a curated record
AAUCCCUUUCGGAUUCGCUGCUCGUUGAUCUGGUGAAUUCUUAUCUUGCGAUAAAGUCGAGACCUUUGAGCUUUGGGGAGAUGGCUUUGGUGACUCCAAUUCCAGCAAUGGAGGAAAGAGCUGGAUCCAUGAGAUUCCACGGGAUGGGUAGCCCCGGAUCGAGGUCAAGUCGUAGCGGGGCUACGGAAGAGCCCCUCUCGCGGCUGAUCGAGGAGAAGAUCUUCGUCGCCGUGGGUAAGGACGUGGCGAAGAGCAAGUCUACGCUCGUCUGGGCGUUGCAGAACACUGGAGGGAAGAAGAUUUGUCUUGUUCAUGUUCAUCAGCCCUCCCAAAUGAUUCCAGUUAUGGGGGCCAAGUUUCCGGUUAGUUCUGUGAAGGAGGAAGAGGUUAGGGUGUUCCGGGAGAAAGAAAGGGAGAAAGUGCAUGUGGUUCUAGAUGAGUAUCUUCGAAUAUGCCAGCAGAGAGGGGUGAGGGCAGAAAAGAUGUUUAUUGAAAUGGAAUCGAUAGAGAAUGGAAUUGUGGAACUUAUCUUGGAGCUGGGGAUCAGGAAACUUGUCAUGGGAGCUGCAGCAGAUAAACACCACUCCAAGAGAAUAACGGAGCUUAAGUCCAGGAAAGCCAUCUUCGUGUGCAGAGAAGCUCCUGCUCUUUGUCAAAUAUUGUUUACUUGCAAAGGCUACUUAAUACAUACAAGGGAAGCUGCGGACGACAGUGAAUCAGAAUAUGCAUCUCCGCGUCCUUCCAUAACUGGAAGCGAUAUACCAGAAGCUUUCUCUACACCGGAGUCUGAGCAUCUGAAUAUAUCUCGAGUACAUAGCACCGAUUCGCUUCACCGUUUAGGAAGCAAUGGAAGUUCAGCUGAACACAGUGAGAGGGUGUCGGAUGGAUCCUUAACUACUGAUGAGGAGGAGACAGUUAUGAACACAGUUGAACAGCGUUCUAACCACUCACAUCCCUCCAGCUUUCCUCAACUGUGGCCAUCGUUGCAGGAUGGAGUGGAUGAUUCAUUUAACGGUAAAAUCAGACAAGCUACCUCAGAGGCUCAAAGUUCAAAACGAGAAGCUUUUGCAGAGACUGCUAGGCGUCAGAAAGCUGAGAAAAAUGCACUUGGCGCAAUAAAAAAAGCUAAACAAUCAGAAACUGCUUAUUCAGAGGAGUUGAAGCGAAGGAAAGACACUGAGAUAGCAAUAGCCAAAAUAAAAGAGAGACUUGUAACAAUUAAAAAAGAACAGGAAACUCUCAUGAAAGAGCUUCAAAGAGCAAUGGCGCAGAAAGAGAUGCUUGAGAGCCAGAUAGCAGAAUCUGACGGUACAAUGGAAAAGCUAAACCAGAAACUCGACAUAGCUGUGAAGCUGUUACAGAAGUUGAAAGACGAACGAGAGGAGUUGCAGACGGAAUGCGACAGAGCACUCAGAGAAGCUACCGAGCUAAGGAGCCGCGCAGAGACCUCCUCAACUCUACAGUCAACUCAGUACUUCACGCAUUUCUCCUUCUCAGAGAUAGAGGAAGCAACUAACCGCUUUGAUUCGACGCUGAAGAUUGGUGGAGGAAGUUACGGAAGCAUCUACGUUGGUGUGCUGCGUCACACUCAGGUGGCUAUUAAAAUGUUGAAUCCCAACAGUUCACAAGGCCCUGUGGAGUAUCAGCACGAGGUUGAUGUGUUGAGCAAAAUGAGACAUCCAAACAUCAUCACUUUGAUCGGAGCUUGUCCAGAAGGGUGGAGUCUUGUCUAUGAGUAUCUCCCAGAUGGAAGCCUUGAAGACAGGCUUAGGUGCAAAGACAACUCUCCACCUUUAUCAUGGCAGAACCGUGUACGCAUCGCCACUGAGAUAUGCGCAGCGCUUGUCUUUCUUCACUCCAAUAAAUCUCAUAGCGUUGUCCACGGUGAUUUGAAGGCGGCGAGUGUUCUUCUCGAUGCUAAUCUCGUUAGCAAGUUAAGUGACUUUGGAAGCAAUAGUGAUGUGGAGGAGCUAACUCCGAUGUCAGACGUUUACUCGUUUGGGAUUAUAUUGCUACGCUUGUUGACAGGGAGACCUGCGUUAGGGAUAGAGGACGAAGUGAAGGAGGCUCUGGAAUCUGGAACACUGGUCGACCUUUUGGACCCUUUAGCAGGCGACUGGCCCUUUGUACAGGCUGAGCAGCUUGCUCGCUUGGCGUUGAGGUGCUGUGAGACUGUCAGUGAGAAUCGUCCGGACCUUGGGACUGAAGUGUGGAGGGUGCUUGAACCUAUGAGAGCUUCUAGUGGUGGAUCUUCAUCGUUUCAUCUUGGCCGUAACGAGCAGCGGAUAGCACCUCCGUAUUUCAUUUGUCCCAUUUUCCAGGAAGUGAUGCAGGAUCCACAUGUUGCUGCAGAUGGUUUCACGUACGAAGCGGAGGCUAUAAGAGCGUGGCUGGACAGUGAACACGAUACUUCACCAAUGACCAAUGACAAGCUCUCCCACACCAGCCUUAUCGCUAACCAUGCUCUUCGUUCUGCGAUUCAGGAGUGGCUUCAGCAUCAUUGCUGAAAUGAGAUCCUUCAAACUGUCAACCCCUUGUUCCCACAAGUAAUCUCUCAUGUAAAAAAAAAAGGUUUUUCAUUUUCUGUGAGAGGCAACAGAGAGUAAGUAAGAUUAGUUUUUUUUUUGGUUUUCCUUAUAAGCAUACAUACAAUCUCUCCAUGCAUAGAUAUAUAGUAUACUUUGUUAAGCACAAUGUAAAUUUUCCAUAUUUGUCAUAUAUGAAGAGGCUUGUGAAAUU